Messenger RNA from Monodelphis domestica (gray short-tailed opossum), 9896 nucleotides. The record is from RefSeq and is a predicted model, not a curated record. Lineage: Eukaryota; Metazoa; Chordata; Mammalia; Didelphimorphia; Didelphidae.
UUGUUUCUUGAUGACUUAUGAAAUCAUUAGCUUCCAUUUGACACAUUCUGAUUUUUAGGGAAUUAAUUUCUUCCUUGAGUUUUUUAUUUCCUUUUACAUUUUGGCUAACUUUUACUAUUUUAAGGAAUUGUUUUGGAGCAGCUAGGUGGUUUGGUAGAGAGCUAGGCCUGGAGUUGGGAGGACCUGGGUUCACAUCAAACCUCAGACACUUCCUAACUGUGUAAUUCUGGGCAAGUCACUUAACCCAUUUGCCUCCUAGCACUUAUACCUCUAAUGCCUUGCAACUGAUACAUAAUAAGACAUAAGGUAAUGUGUUUUUUUAAGGAUUUGUUUUCUUCAGGUUUUUGUUGUUGUUGUUUUGCCUCCAUAUCUAUUUGGUUUACUCUAGUCUUUGGGGAGUUGUUUCUUUCAUUGAAUUUUCCCCCCAAGCUGUUGCCUCUUUCUACCAAUGUCUUCUUAUUUGGUUUUUAAACUUCUUUUUAAGUUCUUCAAGAGUUGUUUGGGGGUCUGACAUCCUUUCCCUCUUGCCUUUAAGGCUUCACAUAUUUCUAUUUUGACAUAGCUGUCCUCUUCUGAAUUUGUAUUCUGAUCUUCCCUGUCACUAAAGUAAUUUUCCAAGAUCAAGAUCUUCUAUGUCUUUUGAUUAUUUUUCCAGUUUUCCUCCUCAUUACCUUGAGAAGGAGCACUGUCCCAAGUUUGCUGUGUAGUCCACUCUGGUGUUUUAGUAGUUCUGGCUGUGUUUGGGUCCCACCUUAUGCAUUUUGUGGGGAGAAGGAUGGUUGGCCUGGCUGGUUUGCUAUGGGAAGGCUUGCAGCUGUUUUGUCCAGCUGUACUCCACUUUCCCUGCUGCUAGUUCCCCUGAUGCCUUAUGUGGUAGUCUGGUCCUCACUUUGUCCCUUCCCUCAAUGUCAUACUCACUGGGUUAUUCUCCCUUCUCCCUCCCAUGGAAAAAGCCCCUCUUGCUUUCCCUAGUUUUUCAGCAUUUUAAAGUGUGUGUGUGUGUGUGUGUGUGUGUGUGUGUGUGUGUGUGUGUGUGUAUUUGGAGAUGGGUUUGGAUGAGCUCAGAAUAUUCCUUAUACUCUGCCAUCUUAGCUCCCAGAACCUAACUUUUCUUCAUGUAUCAAGGUCAAAAUUACCAGAAAUAAAUACAUAGGUUUUCUUCACAAUUUGCUAUCAUCUCUAUUCUCUCUUUUCCCUUUUAAAAUGCAAGCCUUCUCCAGCUGAUUUUGUCUAGCAAGAAUUUAAGUAUCUCUUUACCUGGGAAGCUCUGCUAGAAUGUGACGCAUUAUUUCUUGGAUGAUUUAGUAUUCAUUUGCUCUCUCAAAAUCCUUAUAGUUUUAUCUACUAACUCUAGAAAUAUUUGGUUACAUUGUGUAAAAAUAUCAGUAAUUCCAUCAUAUUACAUAAACUGGUAUUUUUUUACUAAUCCACAACAGCAACAAUGAUACCAUUCGAUGUGUUGAAAUCUUCAUUAUUAGUUUUAUUUUCUUACAAUAGAAAACUGCUUACUUAUAUUUAGUCUUUUGAAAUGUUACUAUACUAAUAAAUGGUCAGGGAAGAAUUAGUUCAUUGAACAAACCAUUAUUGUUUUCCCGUGGUAUAUAAAUCCUUAUUAUAGGCUAUUAUAGGCAUUGUGUGGGAGAGUUGGGAGGGGAAUGAGAAUGAGUUGUGUGGAAGAGAGAAAUUAUAAGGCAUGCAAAAGGACAGAAGCAGUGGCUGAGAGGUGACCUGACUGUCAAUCAAAUGAAGAUCCUGAUUUGGAAUGUUACUGGGAAAGGCAGUUUGGAGUCAAACCAACUGCUGACUGAAUUCUGGACUGAUGGUGAUUGCCUUUGAAUCAGGGUCCUGACUGAUUUCCUGGUUUCCUUUGAAUCAGGGAAGGAAGAAGCUGAGUUUAUCUCUGGGGUUUGGGAUAAUUAAGCUAGAGGUGGCCUGGUGACUUUGAAGGCAGAAGAAGAAGGAGGACAAUAGUCUAUAUAUCUCUCUCUGACUUGCUCUGUUGGUGAUAGUGACUGAAAUACUAGACCUAUCAACCAUUUCUCUCUAUAUCCUCCCAUCUAAGGCUAACUAUAGAAUUAGUUUUGCCUACCCUCUUACCUCCAUCCUCCAUAUUUUCCUUCUUCCCCAAAUAAACCCUUACUUAAGAUAAAAGAAGAUAGAGUAUUUUCAUUUGAAACAUCAUUAACUUACCCUGACUGAUUUAGAAACCAGAAGAAGAAUAACAGGGGAAGGGGAAGCUGAAGGGAAGAAGGGAGGCUAGAAGAGGCAGGAAGGGAGGUAUAGAGGAAGGAGGGUAGGCAAAAGAAGAUAACUACCUGAUUUAUUAGUCAUCAUUUUCCCCCUCCCCCCACAAUAUUAUCUAUUACAAUUGUCAAUAAGUACAAAAAUACACAAGAUGAUGUUAUGGAAACAUGGUCUUGCGAAGAUGAAGAGUUGUGACCUAAAUAAUAACACAUUUAAAUGGAUUCAGAAUUUGUUAGAUUCAUAAGAUAGUUGUUAAUAGUUCAAUGAGUACAUGACAGAUAUCAGUUGAUCAAUCAACAAGCCUUUUUUAGGCACUUAUAAUGUGCCAAACAUUGUACUAAAUAGUGAAGACACAAAGAAAAAUGCAAAAAUAUUACCAGCAUCAGAGGAACUUACAUUCUAAUGGAGUAGGCAGCUUGUACCUAAAUAGAGAAAGAGAGAUGUUUGCAAGCCAACAACAAAGAAUUCAAUGAAAAAUUUGAAUAUGAGCACAAUGCCAUCAAGACAGCAAAAUACAAUUUCUUCACAUUUCUGCCCUUGAAUCUAUUUGAACAGUUCCAGAGAGUAGCAAAUGCAUAUUUCCUCUUCUUGCUUCUCCUACAGCUUAUUCCACAAAUAUCAUCUUUGGUUUGGUAUACCACAGUGAUCCCCCUGGCAUUAGUGCUCUCCAUGACAGGAGUGAAAGAUGCUAUUGAUGACAUGUUUCGGCACAAAAAUGACAAACAAGUCAACAAUCGACCUAUCCUGGUGAUAGUGAAUGGCAUGGUGAAGGAAGAAAAGUGGUUGAACAUUCGAGUAGGAGAUAUAAUAAAACUACAAAAUAACAGUUUCGUCCCGGCAGAUGUGCUAUUACUCUCCAGUAGUGAGCCCUACAGUCUGACAUACAUAGAAACUGCAGAACUAGAUGGAGAAACCAACUUGAAAGUGAAGCAGGCCCUAGUUGUCACCAGCAACUUGGAAGACAACCUGGAGAAACUCAGCAACUUUAAAGGUGAAGUCAGAUGUGAUCCUCCCAAUAACAAGCUGGACAAAUUCACAGGGGUAUUGAUCCAUGAGGGUGAGACUUAUGCCUUGGACAAUGAGAAGAUAUUACUAAGAGGUUGCACCAUUCGGAACACAGACUGGUGCUACGGCCUUGUGAUUUAUGCUGGUCAGGAUACUAAAUUAAUGCAGAACAGUGGAAAGACUACCUUUAAACGGACAAGCAUAGAUCAUCUCAUGAAUGUCCUUGUGAUCUGGAUUUUUGUAUUCUUAAUUGGCAUGUGUUCCUUCCUGACCAUUGGGCAUGGAAUUUGGGAGAACCAGAAGGGUUAUUUCUUCCAGAUCUAUCUACCUUUUGAAGAGGAAAUCAGCUCCUCAGCUCUUUGUAUCUUCCUCAUAUUCUGGUCAUAUGUCAUCAUUCUCAACACUGUGGUGCCAAUUUCCCUCUAUGUCAGUGUAGAGAUAAUACGAUUGGGCAACAGCUUUUACAUCAACUGGGAUCGAAAAAUGUUUUACAUCCCCAAAAACACACCAGCCCAGGCCCGUACCACAACUCUGAAUGAGGAACUAGGCCAGAUCCAAUAUGUGUUCUCUGACAAGACGGGGACACUGACUCAGAAUAUCAUGACUUUCUACAAGUGCUCCAUUAACGGGCGAUUAUAUGGUGAUAUCUACAGUAUGACUGGACAAAAGGUGGAAAUCACACAGGACACAGAGAAGGUUGAUUUCUCCUACAACAAUCUGGCUGACCCCAAGUUUUCGUUUUAUGACAAGACUUUGGCAGAAGCAGUAAAAAAAGGAAAUCCUAUGGUCCACCUUUUUUUCCUCUGCCUCUCACUCUGUCACACAGUAAUGUCAGAAGAGAAGGUGGAAGGAGAACUAGUGUAUCAGGCACAGUCUCCUGAUGAAGAGGCCCUUGUCACUGCUGCCAGGAAUUUUGGCUUUGUGUUUCACUCUCGAACAUCUGAAACAAUCACUGUAAUGGAAAUGGGGGUCACAAAAGUUUAUGAUCUCCUAGCUAUCUUGGACUUCAACAAUGUACGCAAGCGAAUGUCUGUAAUUGUGAAGACCCCCGAAGGUAAGGUGAUAUUGUUCUGCAAAGGAGCUGACACCAUCAUCUGGGAAUUGCUCCACUCAUCUUGCAAACCCCUCCAAGAUAUAACCAUGGAACAUUUGGACGAUUUUGCUGGUGAUGGCUUGCGUACCCUUGCUGUGGCCUACCGAGAGCUAGAUGAAGAAUCUUUCCAAAAGUGGAUCCAGAAACACCAUAGAGCCUCCACUGCUGUGGAAGAUCGGGAGGAAAAGUUAGGACUAAUCUAUGAAGAGAUUGAAAAAGACAUGAUGCUGAUAGGAGCCACAGCCAUUGAAGACAAACUACAGGAUGGAGUGCCUGAGACAAUAGUCACUCUGAUGAAAGCAAAUAUUAUCAUAUGGGUUUUGACUGGAGACAAACAAGAGACUGCUGUGAGCAUUGGCUAUUCCUGCAAUAUGCUAACUGAUGAUAUGGAUGACAUGUUCGUUAUAGAUGCCAAGGAGAGUAGCAUGGUCCUGAAGCAGCUCAGGUCAGCAAGAAGGGUGAUGAAACCUGACUCUUUUUUGAGGACAGACCCAGUAACUAAACUCAUCUCCCAAUCAGAAAAAAAGAACUUCAUCUUGCCUGAAGAAGUGCCCAAUGGUAGCUACGGCCUAAUCAUCGAUGGCCACAGUCUGGCUUAUGCCCUGGAGGAAGACAUGGAGUUGGAGCUACUAAGGACAGCUUGCAUGUGCAAAUCCGUGAUCUGCUGCCGUGUGACACCUCUACAGAAGGCCCAAAUGGUGGAACUAGUGAAGAAAUACAAGAACAUGGUGACACUAGCCAUCGGUGAUGGAGCCAAUGAUAUCAGUAUGAUCAAAGCUGCCCACAUUGGGGUGGGCAUCAGUGGCCAGGAGGGAAUGCAAGCCGUGCUUGCCAGUGACUUCUCCUUUGCCCAGUUCCGGUUUCUGCAGCGCCUGCUCUUGGUCCAUGGUCGUUGGUCCUAUAUCCGGAUGUGCAAAUUCCUCUGCUAUUUCUUCUAUAAGAACUUUGCCUUUACACUAGUGCACUUCUGGUACGCCUUCUUCUCCGGCUUCUCUGCAGAGACGGUUUUUGAUGAAUGGUUCAUAGCUUUCUACAACUUGUUCUACACAUCCCUCCCUGUCCUGGCUUUGAGCCUCUUUGACCAGGAUGUGAAUGACUUAUGGAGCCUCCGAUUCCCUGAGCUAUACUACCCUGGCCAAAACAACCUCUACUUCAACAAGAAGGAAUUUGUGAAGUAUUUAAUAUAUGCCAUCUACACCUCCUUUGUGUUGUUCUUCAUCCCCUUCGGGACUACUUACAACUCAGUACGAAGUAAUGGGAAGGACUUCUCUGACUACCAGUCUUUUACACUGAUAAUCCAGACCUCCCUUCUCGUGGUGGUGACUGUGCAGGUGGGUCUGGAGACAACCUACUGGACAGCUGUGAACCAAUUCUUCAUUUGGGGUAGCCUGGCUAUGUACUUCAGCAUCAUGUUCCUCCUUUACAGUGAUGGCCUGUUUCUGCUCUUCCCUCAGACAUUCCAGUUCAUGGGCACAGCUCGGAACACCUUCAUCCUGCCUCAGGUGUGGCUGAUAAUUGCACUCACUGUGGCCAUUUGUUUGCUGCCCUUGAUCGUACUUAGAUUCCUCAAGAUGGACCUUCUACCAACCCAAACUAACAAGAUUCUCGCUAAGAUCCGUGAAUGCAUGAAGAAUCCAGUGCCACCCCCAGCCCGGACGAAAUUGAGACGCACAAGCUCCCGACGUUCAGCUUAUGCCUUUGCCCACCAACAUGGAUUUGGGGCACUUAUCACUUCAGGAAAGAACAUGAAAUCAAGAUAACCUAUAACUUUGGUGACAACUUUUCAUAAAUGAAAGACCCUGUGGGUAACCAGGACCCCCACCUCUCUAUCCAUGAAUCUGAUUGAGGGGGAGGGGGUCAAUCUCUAGGAAAUCUGCCAACUGAAGAAUUCCCUUUCCUUUCAGCCCCUUUACUUCUCAUCAGCUAGGGAAGAGAACUCUGCACCAUCCAGCCCAAUUAUCAGAGAUAACAUGUUCCAAACUGGAGCAGCCCAAUGAAUCUUUACUACCACCCUUAAAAAAACCCAGUCCAGGGAGAGGCAUUGAAUUAUUAAGGAGGGUCAAUUAUUAGACCAAGUCAGAGCAUGUUGAUGCUAUCUAUCCCUAGCCAAGCAAAGAACUUUAGGAAGAAAGCUGAAAAGUCUUAGUAUGGGACUUCUGAGAAGAAAGGGUUCCAUAGUGAAGCAAUUUUAAAAUCUAUUUCUUGGGAGAGAUGAGAGGUCAAUCUUAGUUGUUCGUCAUUGUCUUCAGUAAAAUUAUUUUGACAGGAAAUUAUAUUCACUUGAGUGAUUGGUUAUUGUUUAAAUUCUCUAUCUGAGAGUGGACAUUUCUAUGUUGCUUGGUGGAGCCAGAAUAAUUUAGUGGGAAAUAAAUUAGAUUUUUGUCCCACAGCUCUACCUCAUCCCUAGAACCAGUUUCUCCCUGCCACUCCUCCUGUCCUCCCUCUCUCUCAAGGUUCACAAUAUUUUUCAUCUGACAACCACUCCCUUUUUCUUGAGGCCCCAGGGGCUAACAAGCCAACUCUCUUCCAACUACCAUACUGUCUUCAACCCCUAUUCUUGCCCCUUUCAAAAAGUAAAAAGCAGUAUCCCCACCUCUAUGGUCCUCAUCUCCUAGGCCUAGGAAAACAUGCAUAAUCCUGUGACAUUUUCUAAAGGUUUUUACAAGUAACUCCUAGGAAACUGAUAGGAUAAAAUGGAAAAACAGAAAAUUCUAUUGAGAAAACAUCUUUUAAAAAGCUUACAAUUUCUUUGCCCCAAGGAUUCACCGAUGAACAAUGAGAGCUCCUUCAAUCAUCAUCUUCCUUUUUUUGUCUUCCAGGAGGCAGCCAUGUCCAGCUUAUCUCUCCCUCUUUUAUUUCUUAGGGUUUUCUGAACCAUUUCUCCAAGGUCUUCCUCCUCUCCUGGUCCCCAUUUCACUUGGUGAGAUACCUCCCAAGAGGGGAUCUCUUGAUAUAUAAAAGACUCAAGAAGACUUCCAGACUAUUAUUAUCUCAGUAUCUUCUAGCUCCACAUAAGAAAAUCAUGAUGGGGCAUUCCUUGAUACUGCCUCUAAUUCCUUCAGGUUAUGUCUGAGGUAUCCACUGACCCAUUCCAUUAAUCUUAUGUUCCUUGUGUUCAUCUUUUUUCAUACAAAUAUCUUCCUAUUUUUCUAACUCAUCUUUAUUGAGUCUCUGCCUCUUUCUCUUCUCUGUCAAACCUGCGCUGACUUCCCACCCUGAGAGAGGGAAGUGGUUAGAUCCUAUAGCAAAAGCAAAAAAAGAUACACACAAAGCCUUUGGUAUUAAUAUUCUCUCCAUAAAUGAAAGACCUUGGGAUCUUUCUAUUAGUUAAAUCACUUAAGUGGGAAGCUAGGGCAGAGUCAUAAGGUGAGGCACAGGCUGAAACAAGAAAAAACUUCUGGAAGGAAAGGCUAAGCAAUGGACUGUAUGGAAGCCCAUAUUCUCAACGCUGCAGGCCUGAGAGCCUUCCUCUAUGUGGGGCACAGACAGAAGAAAUAAUUUCAUCUAGCAAUUCAUAUAUCUUGGGCAAGCAAGCUUUAGAAAAAGAAAGAGAGAGGAAGAAAAUAGAGUACGAAGCAGGAGAAGUAACCUUUCUGAGAGCCAGAGCAUGAACAAUCAAAGGUAGCGAGUGAAGGAAGUUAAGCCUAACACUACUAAGUGCAGCUUUGGGGUCUAUGUAGGGAAGAAUCUCAUCUAGUGUGUGGUGGAGUGAAGAAAUAUUUCAAGGUUAGAGCCAGUUACUGUGGGGUAAGGAAUCCCCAAAAUGAACAGAAUUGCUGCAUGGCAACCCUUUCAUCUCUUACUGAUUCUCUUAUGCACUACAGUAGCUGUGCCAUAAACCUCUUCUUUCCCAAAGUAUUCUUCCACUUCUCUAAUCUUUCAUUGUCCUCCAUGCACUUCUGCUUCAUUUCAUUCUUUAGCUCAUCUAUUAAUCUUUUCCUACAUAUCCUAUCUUCCUGUGUCACCUUGUUCCAUCAUCUUUUUUAUACAUCUUCAAUUUAUCCUCUUCUAUGUCCUUUGUCUCAGCCUACAACAAUGAUAACAGUGAAUAACAGUAACUCCCUUACCUAGUCCUUUCUUCACAAAAACUCUAUGAAAUAGAAAUUAAAUACAUAAGCCUUACACCUUUGCCACCUCCUCAAGCUACUGCCAAACUGCUACUUCACUUACCUUCACUUCACUGCCUCCCCUUACCACUCACAUUCACUAUCAACUCCCUCACAGUUUGGUUUUCAUUUUCAGCUCCAUAAUGAAACAGUUCUCUCUAACAUCAUUAAUAACCUCCUUAUCACUAACUGGGUUUUUCUGUCCUGAUUCUUUUGGACCUCUCUGUAGCAUCUAACAAUGUGAUCCCCUCUCCUUACUUGGCUUCUGUAACCAAGCCCUCCUAUGAUUUUUCUCCCUCCUCUCUGGCUACUCCUUCUCUUGACUAUUUUUGCUGGGCCUUUCCAUCCUACAAGCCCUUGAACUAUCUAUCAAUGUAAGUAAUAUCAGAUGGUAAACUAUGUUCUAAUCCCUUUUCAUUCUCCAUCCUCUUUCCCUGGGUGGUCUCAUUGAUGCUCUUCAAUUUAAUUAUCAUUUCUAUGCAAAUAACUCCCUAAUCUUUAUUUCUACUCUCAAACUCUUCUCAAAAUCCUGUAUUUCCAGCUACCUAAUGAAUAUUUCCUCCUGAAUGUCUUGAUGGUAUCUCAAAUUCAACAUUUCUAAAACUAAAAACAUCAUGUUCUGCCCAAAUAUAACCCUUCUCCUAACUUUUCCAUUUCUGUUAAUGGCUACAUCACAUUUACAAUUUUCAGGUUCAUAAACUUGGAGUUAUCAAACAUACAAUCAGGAAUUAAGUCCUGAUACUUCUAGGCUCACCUCUCUAUUCCCCCCUGCAAACAGUUUAACUUAGGAUCUCAUGUCACCUAGAAAAAUGUUUUUGCCCCUAAUCUAUCACUCUUCCAUCCUUCAUACCCCUACCUAAAUAGUCUUUCUAAUUCAUUACUAUGAUCAUGUCACUCCUCUGUUCAAAAAUCUUUAGCAGCUCCCCUUUUUCCUAUUAAAUAAAGUAUAAAUUCCUGACCUUGGCACACAGAGUCAUGCAGAUUGUUCCAUCCUAUCUGACCACACUUAUCUCAUAUUAUUUCCCAUCACACAUACUGUAUUCUAACUUAACUGAACCAUUAUCUCUCCCAACUCUAUACAUUUGUUUAUUCUACACCCCAUAUCUGGAGUGAAUCUUCUCUCAACUUUAUCUGUUGAAAUCCUUCCCUUACUAGAAGGCCCAACUCAGAUACUAAAUUAUCUAUGAAAUUUCCCCUAAAUACACCCAAUGUAAAAAUGUUUUCUCCCUCCUCAAAUUUCUGCUUUGCCCAGAUCUCUCUUCUUUGUACUUCUUUCACUGUACCUUGUAUGAGUUAAUUGUGUAUUUGUACCACAUACCACCCCUCCUUGUGAGACUGUAAGUUCUUUGAUAACAGGACCUGUGUCAGUCAUAAAACUUUGUAUUUCUAGCACCUAGCAAAGUGCCUUUCACAUUAUAAGUACUUAAUAAAAGUUGGCUGAAUUGAAU